AUGGGAAGCUCUUCCGCAGCUCUGCUUGAUACAUGGGCUGUGUGGCAGGAACGGAAUCUGCACGUAUGUGCAAUCCAAAGUGGUUUGUUCGUGCCCUCCUCAUUACGAGAUGAGCGAUCCAAACGACUGGCGCAAAGGUUGCAAGCCAAAGUUCAGCGUGAGCUGCAACACCGCUCAGCGAUUUACACAUCUAGCGCUACCCCAAACAGAUUUCUGGGGUUACGAUCUCAAUUACUCCACCUCCAUUUCCUUGGAGGCUUGCUGGAAGAUACUUGCGAAGGAAUGCACUAUGUGUUUGGUAGUGCUCUUUGCUACGCUAAGAGCAUUCUCUUUAACGGGAGAAGUUCUCCGAGCACCCCAGGCAUUUUGUAUUUGAGGAUACCCGAAAGUAUAUCGACUUCGGGGUCCUCUGCUCUUCAAAUGCAUCAGCCCAAUUGUAAUGAUACGCACUCUGAAGCUACAGUAAGUUCUUCAAAUAUGUACGCGAGCAGCAGCGGGAAGGCGAGAUGGGCGUAUUUCUAUGGUUUCAUAUCAGCGUUCGGUGCCAUCGAAAUCCUGUUUAUUGUAUCAGGAUGGUGGUUUACCUUCAGAAUGGAACAGAAGCCAACAUCCCUGGAAGAAGGGUGCAGGUUGAUAUCCAGUCAAUUCAGGCAGUUCACAUAUGAAGAGCUCAAAAGGGCAACUGGGAAAUUCAUGGAUGAGACUGGAAGGGGAGGCGCAGGUGUUGUGUACAAGGGAGUAUUGGAUGAUAAGAGGGCGGUGGCGGUGAAGAAGUUGGGAGAUGCCAUCCAAGGAGAACUCGGUGCUGAACUGAGUCUAAUAGGGAGAAUUUAUCACAAGAACCUUGUGAGAAUAUGGGGGUUCUGUUCAGAAGGUCCGCAUAAGCUGCUCAUUACCGAGUAUGUGACCAAUGGUUCUUUGGAAGAAGACAGAAACAAAAGACCGACAAUGGAUUCUGUAGUCCAUAAGCUCCUGUCAUACCAUGAUGACCCCAGCUCCCACAAGGAACUAGCAGUAAAUCAGUAG
Messenger RNA from Elaeis guineensis (African oil palm), 1026 nucleotides. The record is from RefSeq and is a predicted model, not a curated record. Lineage: Eukaryota; Viridiplantae; Streptophyta; Magnoliopsida; Arecales; Arecaceae.